This is a messenger RNA of Vitis riparia (riverbank grape), 1118 nucleotides long. Its product is annotated as methyl-CpG-binding domain-containing protein 6-like. The transcript is spliced from 3 exons. Gene Ontology annotation, molecular function: DNA binding. The record is from RefSeq and is a predicted model, not a curated record. Bases 481 to 888 code for a protein of 135 amino acids. Lineage: Eukaryota; Viridiplantae; Streptophyta; Magnoliopsida; Vitales; Vitaceae.
AAUCUCUGCAUUGGGUGGAAAUAGUCAUCCCACGUCGAACGGGUCGGAUCCAUCGGAACCCGGUCAAGUGCACGGAACCCUAACCAGCUCACUGACGGACUGCCUGUGUCGCUUAAUCGAGACAAACGCGGAAGCUCAAACUGUCAAAGGAAAGCGAGAAGACAACCUUAAAACAGCGUUAUAUGCGCUCAAGCAUCGGAAGACAAUCACAAAAAUCUAGUCGAUCCGCCGGAGGAUCCCCUGUUGAAAUCCAUCUGCUUUAUCGAGACCAACGUGUUCAGAAAUGGAGAAACGCUGAUCGGAGCUGAAACUGUCGAUCUCCAAACGGCGUCGCACGCGUCUCAAUCAUGCGGCGUCGGUGCGCCUGACGGCGAUUCAAAUUGGGCAGGGGAGGUGAGGCCGGCAUUAGACAAUUCUGCGCCUUUGUCGGAGUCUCAGCCGCGGCGAGGGAGGAAGAGAGCUUCGGAGGCGACAGCGAGUAUGGCUUCAGUGGAAAGGGAGGACUGGUUGCCGCCGGGUUGGAUUGUGGAGGGCAGGGUUCGAAGCUCUGGUGCUUCUGCUGGAUCGAGAGAUAAGUAUUUUAUAGAACCAAUCACAGGCCGGCGAUUCAGAUCCAAGAAAGAGGUGCGGUACUAUCUUGAAACAGGAGAGGUUCGAAAGAAACCAAAGAAAAAUCCUGAUAACUCUCCAGAGAAGGGAACAAAGAGUCCUCCCUUGAACUUUAAUUUUGAAGAUGUGCCAGACACUGUCAAAUGGGUCCGGACUGGUUCAUCUGAAGGUUGGACUCCUUUUAUUAAUGGCCAAGAGGUUCCCGAAUCCAGCAAGCGAGACUGGGCUGCUGCUUUCGAGUUCCUUGCAUUGAAAAGUAGCUGGCGCCCAACAUUUUAAAGGCCUUAUGGGAGUAUGAUAGGGUUCUUUUUGUAUACAAGGUACCCCAUUGUUGCUAAACUUAACAAUAAGGAUGUGUUUGAUGGCAGAAAUAGGAAUGUGAAUCAGAAUAUUACCUGGAAAAAGUUUUGGCUUUGGCAGAAAUAGGAAUGUGAAUGUGAAUCAGAAUAUUACCUGGAAAAAGUUUUGGCUUUGGCAGAAAUUGGAAAAAGUUUUGGCUUUGGCAGAAA